Molecule: messenger RNA, 2226 nt
Organism: Scedosporium apiospermum
Lineage: Eukaryota; Fungi; Ascomycota; Sordariomycetes; Microascales; Microascaceae
Exons: 5
Coding region: 1-2226 (741 amino acids)
Cellular component (GO): cytoplasm
Molecular function (GO): oxidoreductase activity
Source: RefSeq, a predicted model, not a curated record
AUGGCCGACGCAAUGGACGACAAUGAGCUAAUGAGGGCCACCAACGCUUGCGAUGUCACUCUCGUGUGGAAAGCUGGAUUCGAGCAUGUCUCGCAAUAUGGCAUUUCAAUGAAGUCCGCCAUUUUUGGCAACGAGCGGUUUAAGCCCCGGCAUGUUGUCCGUGUCCCCGAAGAAGCCGCGAGCACGAGUCAAGGCGCUUUCGACUAUGUGAUCCUUUGUAUAAAAGCACUUCCCGACGUAUACGACAUUGCCGGCGUCAUCGAAUCCGUCGUUACACCUCAACACACCUGUAUCCUAGUUAAUACCACUCACGCCCUUGGAGUCGAGGCCACUCUCGAGGAACGUUUCCCCACUAAUGUAGUAUUAUCUCUGGUCUCUGGCGCCGAGGUUGCGCAGCUUGGACAGAGCGAGUUCGAGCACCGAGGCUCCACCGAGAUCUGGGUCGGCCCUGCGAACAAGAACGAUCAGAUUCCUCAAUCGAUACAAGAAGAUAUGGCACAGGCGUUAGCUAUGACCUUAAGCACUGGCCAGGUCGACUGUAAAGUAUCGCACAAUAUCCGCCAACAGCAAUACGAAAGGCUCAUUGGUCCUAUUACCUUCCAUCCCAUCAGCGUCAUCUUCGAGACACCAAACCAUGCCGCUUUGCUCGAAAAAGUCGGUGUUAAGGAUUUAGUAUCAGACGUUAUGGACGAGUUGAUUCUCUUAGCACAAGCCCAGAAAUGCAACCUACCGGCUGAUUUCAAGCAGAAGGCGAUAGAUGAGAUGACCAAGGGCCCAAACCACGACAGUAUCAUGUGGCAGGACUAUGUUGCGAGACGUCCUAUGGAAGUCGAGACUUUCCUUGGUGCCCCCGUGAAGCUGGCCAAGGAAUUGGGCAUUUCGGUACCCCGCAUCGAGACCCUUUAUACCAUCCUACAUAACCUCAACAUCGUUAACCGCCAACGCCCUCAGGGCCCUGCGGCGGGCCCUGUCUCCCCGAACCCCAUUACCUCGCCGGUCCCCCGAGCCCCUUCUCAAAACGGAUUCCGCCCCAUGAUGAACGGCAUGCCCAACGGCAACGGACCUCGAGGUCGUCCGAGAAACCCCAAUAUGGGGCCGCCCAUGCGAAGAGGCCCUCCGAUAUCUAUGCCCGGUGGUCCCAACGGUUUCCGACCGUCCAUGAAUGGUGCUCCCAAUGGCUACGGCGGCCCGCCCUCUCGAGCUGCUUCGCGAAGGGGUUCGAUGGAAGGAGCGGACCUGGAGGACUUUUCCCACCUAGUGCUUUAUGAUGACAUUCCAGAGGGAGGUCAGUCUGGAUAUGGCGGUGACCACUCAGAUCUAGCUCUUCGUGAGAGGGAAUUACAGCUGCGUCAGCGUGAGCUAGCACUUCGUGAGCAGGAGAUGCGGAUGAGGCGAGGCCCUCCUCCCCGCCGAGGCCCCGGACCCAUGCGGAGCAGCGCGCAGAUGUUCGACGACGACGAUGACGACGACGACUACGUCGACCCCAUGGCGGUGCCUGUUCAGCCCCUCGUCGAUCCGGACAAUUUCGACAUGAUGAGCGUCACCUCACGAAAGAACCGAAAAACGGCACCCACGGCCCGCGACAUUCGGAAGAACCCAGAGAUGGACAACGGACCUCCCUCUCGAGGCAGCAGGUUCCGACCAAGCUUCGGACGCAAUCGGUCGAGCCAGAUGUCCAGCAUUCCCAGCGUGAAUGAUAACAUCCUCGAUGACCCUCUGAUGGGAUGCUCAUCGAAUCGAUACGGCACCGUUGAUCGCGGCGCGAUACAGGCCGAGUCUCGCGCCAACUCUCUGACUGCGUCGAGGUUAGACGAGCUUCAGUACGGCCAAGGUCCGAUGGGAGGUCCUAUGGGUGGCCCCAUGGGGAUGAACGGUGGCUACCCCAGACGGACAAGCCAGUCCCCUAGCCAUCCCUAUAGCCCAUCUAUCAGGGGAAUGAACGGCCGGCCCUCACCUCCGAACGGAUACGGCGGCCGGCGAGGGUCCCCCCCGGAAGGAGUCCAACAACCCGUCCCUAUGUAUCCUCCCGGACAAGGGAAUUCGGUAGCUCCGCAGCAGGUUGAACAGCAUGCAGGGGUGAGCUCCCUUUAUCCACCGCAGUCGAAGAACACGCGAAGUCUGACAGGUAGUGCGAGCGCUAGCGCGGGCAGUGGUGAUUCCCAGCAAUCACUAAGCAGUAGUAGCCACAGCAGUUUGAGCCAACGACCUCCAAUUGGCGUACGCUAG